ACUUUUGAUUUGCUGACUGGCAACUUGACUUCCUCUUAGUGAAACAUCAACAAAUGUUAACUAGGUUCCUCCUUCCUACUCACCGCUGCAUCAUGCGACUGCAGCCCACAGAUCACUUUAUAUAGACUGUUCAGACAGGUUUUUCUGUAGAAUCGUCCUGGCCACUGCAGAUAUGAGGUCUGGAGGAUUCGUUUCGGUAUCCAGACCGGUCAUAACGUCCAUCGUUCUCAUCUUAUUGCUCUAUUGUUUUCAUGUGUUUGCGCUCAAGUCGCAACUUUUGACGAGGCAUGGCGGGGUUACAGAUCUCAAUGCUCAGGACACCGUCAUCAACUAUGAAACAUGCUAUUUUGACCAGAAGAUCGAUCACUUUGGCUUCCUGGAGGAUGGCACCUUUAAGCAGAGAUACCUGGUUAAUAAUGAACACUGGGAUCAGAAGGGAGGGCCUAUCUUGUUCUACACCGGCAAUGAAGGAGACAUCACCUGGUUCUGCAAUAACACUGGUUUCAUGUGGGACGUUGCAGAGGAACUGGGAGCCAUGUUGGUGUUUGCAGAGCACCGUUACUAUGGAGAAUCCUUGCCGUUUGGACAAGACUCUUACAGUGACAACAAGCACCUGAAUUACCUGACGUCGGAGCAGGCGCUAGCGGACUUCUCUGUGCUGAUCAGAGAACUGAAGAGGAAGGUGCCUGGAGCUCAGGAAAGUCCUGUGAUCGCCAUCGGAGGCUCCUACGGAGGGAUGCUCUCUGCCUGGUUGAGAAUGAAAUACCCUAAUGUUGUUGUUGGAGCUCUGGCUGCCUCUGCUCCCAUAUGGCAGUUCCCUGACAUGGUUCCAUGUGGAGAUUUCUAUAAGAUAGUCACCCAGGACUUCGCCAGGAGUGGACUGAACUGUGACGUUAACAUCAGGAGGUCCUGGAAGGCCAUCGACAACAUCACAGCAACUGAUGACGGCCUCCAAUGGCUGUCCGGGGAGUUUAGCUUAUGUUCCCCACUCAAGAAGACGGACUUGGGUGGUUUUAAGGCCUGGCUCCAAGAGACCUGGGUGAAUCUGGCCAUGGUGGACUAUCCUUACGAAGCCAACUUCCUCCAACCCCUCCCGCGCUGGCCAAUACAGGUGGUGUGCAAGCACCUUGGCUUUGACCCCAGCAGUGUGUCAGACUACCAGCUGUUAGGGGGCAUAUCUGAAGCUGCUCGAGUCUACUUCAACUACACAGGAAACUGUCCUUGCCUCAACACCUCCUCUACGGCUACAGGGAACCUGGGCUUCAUCGGCUGGUACUACCAGGCGUGUACAGAGAUGGUGAUGCCUCUCUGCACUGAUGGGGUGCAGGACAUGUUUGAGCCCCAGGACUGGAACUUCCAGGCCUUCUCAGACGAGUGCAACUCCCUGUUCGUGCGUCCUCGGGCUGACUGGGCAGCGAGUCACGGAGGACUGGACAGCUCUCACAGCAACAUCAUCUUCAGGUAA
Messenger RNA from Oncorhynchus masou masou (cherry salmon), 1465 nucleotides. It is a transcript of the gene prcp, whose product is annotated as prolylcarboxypeptidase (angiotensinase C). Gene Ontology annotation, molecular function: serine-type exopeptidase activity; dipeptidyl-peptidase activity. Lineage: Eukaryota; Metazoa; Chordata; Actinopteri; Salmoniformes; Salmonidae. Gene Ontology annotation, biological process: negative regulation of systemic arterial blood pressure; proteolysis; angiogenesis involved in wound healing. The record is from RefSeq and is a predicted model, not a curated record.